This is a messenger RNA of Gracilinanus agilis (Agile Gracile Mouse Opossum), 1038 nucleotides long. It is a transcript of the gene HS3ST5, whose product is annotated as heparan sulfate-glucosamine 3-sulfotransferase 5. Bases 1 to 1038 code for a protein of 345 amino acids. Gene Ontology annotation, molecular function: [heparan sulfate]-glucosamine 3-sulfotransferase activity. The record is from RefSeq and is a predicted model, not a curated record. NCBI's taxonomy places the organism in Eukaryota, Metazoa, Chordata, Mammalia, Didelphimorphia, Didelphidae. The transcript has 2 exons.
AUGCUAUUCAAACAGCAGGCGUUGCUGAGACAGAAGCUCUUUGUGCUGGGAAGUCUUGCUAUUGGAAGUCUCCUAUAUCUAGUUGCCAGAGUUGGGAGCUUGGAUAGACUGCAGCCCAUUUGCCCAAUUGAAGGUCGAUUUGGAGCCCGCAGUCAGGCUGAGAUCCCACUCCGGGCACUGCAAUUCAAGCGUGGCCUUCUCCACGAGUUCCGGAAGGGCAACGCCACCAAGGAGCAGAUUCGACUCCACAAUCUGGUCCAGCAGCUCCCCAAAGCUAUCAUCAUUGGGGUGAGGAAAGGAGGCACCAGAGCCCUACUUGAGAUGCUGAAUCUCCAUCCUGCUGUGGUCAAAGCCUCCCAGGAAAUCCACUUUUUUGAUAAUGAUGAGAAUUAUGCCAAGGGCAUCGAGUGGUACAGGAAGAAAAUGCCAUUUUCCUACCCUCAGCAAAUCACCAUUGAGAAGAGUCCUGCCUAUUUUAUCACAGAGGAGGUACCAGAAAGGAUUUACAAAAUGAACUCAUCCAUCAAGUUGCUGAUCAUUGUCAGGGAACCCACAACAAGAGCUAUUUCUGAUUAUACUCAGGUGCUAGAGGGGAAAGAGAGGAAGAACAAAACCUACUACAAAUUUGAAAAGCUGGCAAUAGACUCUAAUACCUGUGAGGUGAACACUAAGUAUAAGGCUGUGAGGACCAGCAUCUAUACAAAACAUCUGGAGAGGUGGCUUAAAUACUUUCCUAUUGAGCAGUUUCACGUAGUAGAUGGAGAUCGGCUCAUUACAGAACCACUGCCAGAACUCCAGUUAGUGGAGAAAUUCCUCAACCUUCCUCCCAGGAUCAGUCAAUACAAUUUAUACUUCAAUGCUACGAGAGGGUUUUACUGUCUGCGGUUUAACAUUGUCUUUAACAAGUGCCUGGCAGGCAGCAAGGGACGCAUCCAUCCGGAGGUAGAUCCCUCUGUAAUUACCAAAUUGCGCAAAUUCUUUCACCCUUUCAAUCAAAAAUUUUACCAGAUCACUGGGAGGACAUUGAACUGGCCCUAA